AACCCUCCCCUCCGGAUAACAUUCACAAAGCCGGUUGACCGUCGUUCCGUCUUGUUUCCUCCUUUCUUUUUCUUCCUCUCUGUUUCUCUCACCUUCCCGGCCCGCCACCGCGUGGAAGUGGGGAAUCGCACACCCUGACCCACAAGUAGGCCCUGAUCUCUACCCAGUCGGUGCCCAUCGAACAAGCCGAGGUAGGCGAUGUGGGUCCGUACCGAGCAACAUUGUGAACAUCGUUGAACUCUCAGCGGUGAAGAGAGACAGUUUGACACGUACGUGAUCGGGACGUCGCGCGAAGAAACAGUGCACCGAUAUUGGAGACAAUUUUCUUUUUCUUCGUUCCUUUUUUUCGCCGUUUCUCUCGAUCGAAGAAAAAAACGGAAACGACUAGAGGGAGACUGAAAAUGAUAUUGAGAGCCGCCCCCGGGGGCAUCGUCCUUCUGCUCGCGCUCAUCGGAUUAGUUGGCGGGCAGGAUGAUGAUUCCUUGGCUAGUACCUUCCUGUCAGGUUUCUUAAAUUCUUUAACAAGCACGGCGAAGAUCGCCGACUGUCCGGGAGUAUGCGUGCAUGCGUUAGCGACGUUAAUGUGCGACGAUGUCCUCGAGGACGUACAAUGUCCCACGACGAGUAUGCGAUGUUGCCUGCAGGAUCCAAUAAAUGGCACUAGCUCGUCCGAAAAUGCGAUCGAUGACGAAGAACCUACCUCAACCACGUCCACGACGGUCGUCAAGAUCACGACGAUUUCUACAACGCCCGCGACAACUACCACGAUGCUCAGUACGUCGACUUCCGUCUCUUCGGCAAAAACUACACCGGAAAGCUACAACGAGACCAGCGAGAAGUUAUCAAUGAAAGCUUGUUCAGGUAUUUGCAUGGCCGAAAGAAUCGCAGAUUAUUGCGAUGCUGUGCUAGUGAUAGACACCCUCUGCAAACCGGGCUACAAGUGCUGCGUAUCCAGGGAUGCUUUCGGAGACACUCCGCCACCCGAGCUCCUGGUGAUUGACCGGCUCAACUCCUCCCGUUAUGACGAGAAGAACGGUGGCGGAGCUCCCAACAAGGUUUUGUCCCCAUCGACAACAAUACGGCCGAAAACGUCUUCGUCGACGAACAUCUCUGCAACCGCCACCGCGAUCGCGACGACAAUGACGACUACGACGACGAUGAUGUCAACGAUUAUGGCUGCUACUAGACAGCCGUCGACGGCAACAACGACAGCGAGGCCAAAACCAGUGCCGUUCAAACCGUGCAAAGGAAAGUGCACGAGCGGUCUGCCUGCCCUCUUUUGCGAGAACAUCGACGGCGACGCGGAUUGUCCUCCCGAUGACUCUGUAUUGACGGUUUGCUGCAUCAGCGAACCGCAAAAACCGGAAACGACAACGACAAUCCGGCCAUCCACGAAAGCUCCUCAAGCAAAGUUACCGCCGUGCCCUGGUUUUUGCCUGUUAACUCUCAUGGCAGCUUUCUGCGAGCGACCUAAUGUGAUUAUAGCGAAAACGUCAACCUGCCAGUCCGGCUCCAUCUGCUGCGAUAAUACAAAGAGUCCACCUCAGACGCCGAGACCAAGGCCGAGACCGACACUGCGACCGCCGACAGUAUCAUUACCACCAGACCCACGUCCGGAUUGUCCAGGUUCCUGCAUCGUAUCAUACUUGUCGUUUACCUGUUUCAACAACGCCGAGCUGACGAACUUGUUCAAGUGUAAGAAACAGGGACAUCAAUGCUGCGCACCGAAAUCUUUGAUAAGGGAGUUCCAUGGUGGAAAUUCUACAGAGCCGGUUCUGUCAAAUAGAAACGACACGUUUUAUGUUACCUCGCAACCUUACACCACCCCGCUCUCUACGUCGUAUGAGACGACGACGGUCACCACUACCACUAGAAGUCCGAUGUACAAUAAGUACGUUUGUGGCGUGAAAGGAACUUCACGCGGCCCGAUUCAGGCACGGAGCUCCGAAAGAGUCGCGCGUGUUGUAGGUGGCGAGGAUGCGGAUGCUAACGAGUGGUGUUGGCAGGUUGCUUUGAUAAAUUCUCUCAAUCAAUAUCUAUGCGGAGGCGCACUGAUUGGGACCCAGUGGGUCCUCACCGCAGCGCAUUGCGUCACAAACAUUGUGAGGUCUGGUGACGCGAUCUACGUGAGGGUGGGUGAUCACGAUCUCACCCGUAAGUAUGGAAGCCCAGGUGCUCAGACCUUGCGCGUUGCAACAACGUACAUCCACCACAAUCACAACAGCCAGACGCUCGACAACGAUAUUGCUCUGCUGAAGCUUCACGGUCAAGCUGAGCUGAAGGACGGUGUCUGCUUAGUAUGCCUGCCGGCACGGGGUGUUAGUCAUACGGCUGGCAAAAGAUGCACUGUUACUGGUUACGGAUAUAUGGGAGAAGCCGGUCCUAUACCCCUUCGGGUACGCGAAGCUGAAAUACCGAUCGUCAGUGAUGCCGAAUGCAUAAGAAAAGUAAACGCCGUGACUGAAAAGAUCUUCAUUUUACCAGCCAGCAGUUUCUGCGCCGGCGGCGAACAGGGAAAUGAUGCGUGUCAGGGCGAUGGUGGAGGUCCUCUGGUAUGUCAAGACGACGGUUUCUACGAACUGGCCGGACUAGUGUCCUGGGGAUUCGGCUGCGGACGUCAAAACGUGCCAGGUGUAUAUGUAAAAGUCUCUUCAUAUAUUGGCUGGAUAAAUCAGAUUAUAUCGUACCUUCACGCGCUUGAUGAUUUAUAGUGCACUAUGCCACACAUAUGAUAGUGGCAAAAAGACACGUAGAGUUAAGCUCGGAAUUGGCUACAUAUUGACAUUACAAACAUGUUCGUUUUAACAAAUAUAUAACUUAUAUAUAUCAAUCACGAAACAGAGAGAAAUAAUUGGUAUGUAUAAAACGAGUUGAUAUAAAAUAAAUUACUUUGUAUUUAUCUAUUACUCUUUAUUAUUCUAUUUGUUAAUGUUA
This is a messenger RNA of Vollenhovia emeryi, 2934 nucleotides long. RefSeq names its product serine proteinase stubble (gene mas). Bases 402 to 2711 code for a protein of 769 amino acids. The record is from RefSeq and is a predicted model, not a curated record. The transcript has 11 exons. Lineage: Eukaryota; Metazoa; Arthropoda; Insecta; Hymenoptera; Formicidae. Gene Ontology annotation, biological process: proteolysis. Gene Ontology annotation, molecular function: serine-type endopeptidase activity.